UCUCAAAUGAAGAGAGUCGUCUUGAUUAUAGCGGCGGUUUCCCUGUCUGCCGCGCAAUGGGGAGUUAACUAUACAUUUAGGGAUGAUUAUACUACUGAAACUUCUACUACCACUACUACUACUACCAUGGUAGCUGACACAUUUACGACAGAAGCAAUUCAGCGAACUGUUCUAGAGGAGGAGCCUAGUGCGAUUACGACUAAUGCCGCAUACUGCAGGGGUGGUUCCUUCACAGAAGACGAGAUCAACUGCCAAAUUCUUUCUAUGAUAAAUCACAAACGCUUCGCACUUGCUAAUGGGAUGCAACGGAAUGGAUGGUGCGAUCGGACGAACGAUACUGUGGAGAACUGUGACAACCUACCACGAGCUAAGGAUAUGAACAAAUUGACCUGGAGCUGCGAUCUGGAAAGAAAAGCCUCAGAUGCUUUGGAUAAUAUGAACUGUACUGAAUGGGAUGCUCGCGUAGAUACUGGUCAUGGUUUCGCUUAUUUUAGCGAGAAAGGAGAAUUCAACACGUCGGACGUAAUUCGUGCAUGGGUCUCCGGAAUUGAUGUUAAAACUCUUACACCAGUCAGUCCCGAAGGAGUAACAUACUUGCUUUCGAAGAAUGGGAGAUACCUGUUGGACUAUGCUAACCUAAUGCGCUCCACGGCUACGAAAAUUGGUUGCGCUCACAGAAGCUGCAACGGCUCCGAUGAUUCGAUCACUGUUUUUUAUUGUAUCACCGACCAACCUGAUUUGAAGGAAGGAGAAAAAAUAUACGAGACUGGUAGCGGUAGCUGUGAUUGUACUAAUUUCUGUGAUCCAACCGGUUUAUGCACAGUUUCAAGACCUGCUCCAACUUGCAUUGAGGCAAUAUUCCCCAAGCCAACUAUUGAAGAUCCGGACACCAUAUGCGCUCAUGGCGAUAUGACCGAUGCACUCAGAAUACUUAUGAUGGAUAUGCACAAUAUACGAAGAGCUCAACUUGCGAGAGGGCAGCUAAACUACAGUGAAAAUAUGUUGCCAUCUGCUACUAACAUGAAUCGUCUAGUGUGGUCUUGUGCUUUGGAAAAGGAGGCUCACGAUCAUCUAGCCAAAUGUCCUACAGAAGGAUAUAUAGAACCAAGUUGUUUGAGUCCAGUCGAUAACUUUUAUCGCGCCGCCAUCACCAGCGAUUUGUCAUCUUUCAAAGAAAUGACCAUAAAGACAAUCAGGGUGUGGUGGGAUGUAUACCAAAGCUAUCCCAACCCUGGUUCAAGUGCAGUUUUUACCGAAUCACUCGUUGGCACUCCCAUAGAAUCAUACACUCGAAUGGGUUGGGCUCAAACUCGAGAGAUUGGUUGCUCUAUUGCAAAGUGUGGUGAUGACUACGUACUAUCGUGUCGUUACCGGCCAAAUGGGAACAUUGUCAACAAUUCAAUGUACAAUGUUGGCCUUGUGUGCUCCGAGUGUUACACUUUUGGAGCUGGAUCAUGCGGUUCUGGUGGACUCUGCGGAUAAUCGCGGGAGUCUCGUUUGC
Molecule: messenger RNA, 1501 nt
Organism: Cylicocyclus nassatus
Lineage: Eukaryota; Metazoa; Nematoda; Chromadorea; Rhabditida; Strongylidae
Source: the annotation of a GenBank genome assembly